AUGAGCUUUGGAUUCUCUGUUGGUGAUAUUCUCGUAAUAGCACAAUUGGUUGAGAGGACCAGGAGACGUUUCAAGGGCGCUCCAGCGGAAUACAAUGCAUUGGCUGAUGAGACCCGCACCCUCCAGAUAGUCGUCAACGACCUGAAGAUUCAGGUUGAAGAUGACGACCUUGCAGACUCUAUCAAAGAUGAUUUGCGAAAUGCCGUGACGAACUGCGAGACUGUCUUGAUGGACCUGAACACGGUUAUCGACGCUCAUACUGAACUUGAUUCGGCAACUAUAGUGCCCCGAAAAGGGCCACAGCAGAUAUGGAAGCGUCUCCGAUGGGACCCCAAGGAGGCAAGCCAACUGCGCUCUCGACUCAGCUCCUCCAUCCAACUGCUAGUCGCUGUACGCCAAAGUUUGGACAGUACACUACAACGCGAGAUAGCUCAAGAUUUGGCGAGGCUAACUAUAGACCAUGACAAGGAGAAAGUCCAGCGCGUUGCGGAUUGGCUUGCACCUGGUACUUAUUCUGCUCAUCAACACGACUACUUCACCAAGGUGCAAGCAGGGACAGGGCAAUGGGUCUUCACUGACCCGAUAUACUGCAGGUGGCUCAACGAUGCAGGCCCCUCAACGAUACUACUGCCGGGCAUUCCAGGAGCUGGCAAGACUUUCAUUGCGUCAAUCAUCAUUAACAGCCUGCAAGCGCGGGUGACCCAGGAUGACAACUCGGGACUUGUGUUCUUCUAUAACAGCUUUCGAAGGACUGCUACCCAGUCGUGCCAUCACAUCGUCUCCAGUAUGGUGCGGCAACUAUAUCUGCAGAAGCCAACCAAAAACAAUGCAGUCGAUAGCGUCUAUGAGGAGCAGCACAAGCGCGUGGCGGCCACGGCUCCCAGCCUGGAAGAAAUGUGUGCGCUAUUCGAAAAUCUGUUGUCAGGCUUUUCUUUGGUCACCUUUGUCAUGGAUGCUCUGGACGAGUGCAAGGGACCAGAAGGAUCUGAUGAGAGGCCGUGGAAAUAUAUCCUUAGUUUCAUAUUUGGGCUACAGGAAAAGCUGAAAUCCCAGGUGGCUAUCAAGGUGCUCGCAACUUCGCGACCCGAUCCGGAAAUCAACGGGGUUUUCCCAAAAGAUGGACGACUGACGAUCCAUGCUCGAAAUGACGACCUUGGGAAGUUUUGUGAUUCUCUGAUACCUAAGAUCAGAUGCAUUGCCCAGAAGACUGACCUGCAUCCAAAGAUCAAAGACGCCAUCUGUGAUAGUGCCGGGGGCAUGUUUUUGCUGGCAAAGCUGCACUGCGACACCCUUGCGACGAAAACGAAGCCUAGGGACGUGUUGCAAGCCCUCAAGGCCUUCGCCCAAGGGGGUGAUGCUCUUGAUCGAGCCUACAUGGACACACUCCAGAGGAUACAAAGCCAACCUGAAGAGCACAGUACACUCGCCAGGAAAGUCUUGGUUUGCGUCGCAUUUAGCGUGCGGCCGCUCACUCUCGACGAAAUAAGACACGCCCUCGCUGUCGACGAGGAAACCAAAGAACUGGAUCUAGAGUACGACUUGGACGAUCCUGACGACGUAAUCUCAAGCUGUGCCGGGUUGGUAACCAUCGACUCUGAGACCCAAAUUGUUCGUUUGGUCCACUACACCACACAAAGCUUCUUGGAAUCACUCGGUAGUCGACUCAUGCCGGAUCCCCACGACUUCAUUGCCAGCUGUUGUUUGAAUUAUCUAUAUCUAGAUGCGUUUGCAGACUGCCACUUCGAUGGCAAGAGUACGCUCGACCAUAAAGAUGCGUUUCCGUUCGCCGACUAUAGCGCACAAUACUGGAUUUGGCACGUAUCGUCUGGCAGCGAUAACGUGUCUUUGAGGCAGAGGGCCUUCUCUUUCCUCGACAACACCGGACGUGUCACCGCUACGCUGCGACUAUCUAAUCUCCACAGUGCUAACGUACAUGGCUUGUGUGCCCUGCACCUUCUCGCCUUCAUCGGCUCGCAUGACUGGAUCACCGACUAUAUCAGUCGUGGACCCCAAAUACACCAGAACGAGCGUGUGAACGGAUUCUGUCUAGAGUGCAGGGAGUCGGCAGCUGAAUUGAGACGUCGUCUUGGAGACGACAAAAGAUCCUGGGUGACGUUACUGACAAGCUGGCGCGGUUCCAGCCAGCGUACGCCACUGUGGUACGCAAUAGAUCAGCGCCAUGUGUCAACAGCCAAUCUUUUGAUCGAUCUGAACAACGGCGUACUUAACGACCUGGAUGAGUUUGGUCUGCCUCCAUUAACGUUUGCGCUACAGUCUCAGCUUGAGGCUGUUCCGCUCAGGAUCCUUGCCGAACCCGAGGCCAUAUCGUGGUAUCAACAUCGAGGCUCGAUCUAUCAAACCUAUCUGCACAACGCAGCCUACUGUGGGGACGAGGCGGUAGUUGACCGACUGCUGGAACUGAUAUCGGCUUUGGACUCGAGCGAGGCUCGCGACGUUGCCAUCUCUUAUACCACUGCACAAACCAGAUGGGGUGGAACCGCCCUAUCGGACGCGGCUAGCUUGGGACACUUCGGGAUUGUCAAGAAGUUGUUGGCUUAUAGUGGGGGGCGUGAGUUGAAUGUGGCAGAUGAGGAAGGCUGCACGCCACUCCAUGCAGCAGCAAGCUGCGGCUCUUUGGAGGUGGUUCAGUAUCUCAUGAGCCAAAGAGGCAUUCAAGCAGACGUUUGCGACCGCCAUGGACGGUCGGCCCUUCACUGGGCUGCAGAUGGCGGCGCGGUGCCUGUGAUCGAGUACCUCCUCAGUGCUGGCCUCCCAGCAAACUCCAAGUCUCACGACGGCCGGAAUGCGGUGCUGCAUGCUCUCCACAGUCAUCGCCCAGCGGCCGCAUUAUAUUUGGCCUCUCGGGAUGAUAUUGAUCGGCACUGCACCGACAAAUAUGGGAUGAACGCUCUGAUGGUGGCUGCUUUGCACACAUAUGCCGAUGGCGUCGUUCGAUUUGCCUCUGAGGUACCCGAUAUCAAUCUCACCGAUGACAAGGGAGACACAGCCUUGCACCAUUUAUGCAAGUGUCCCGGCUUGAGGUGGGAAACUGACAUUGGCAGUAAAUUUCAGCCCUGUCUCCAGACCUUGAUCAGCAACGGCGCCGAUUGGAAUAUCAAGAACAAGGAAGGUGAGACUCCAUACGCUAUACUGUGUGGUCGGUCCGAGGGGCUCACGUCCUGGUGGGACGAUCAUGUAUUGGAAGCAUGGAAAGUCGUGAAAUCAAUCUGGGAUUCAUACUUGCCAGAUACCAUGACCAACUGA
This is a messenger RNA of Fonsecaea nubica, 3264 nucleotides long. RefSeq lists its product as hypothetical. The record is from RefSeq and is a predicted model, not a curated record. Gene Ontology annotation, molecular function: protein binding. The transcript is spliced from 4 exons. Bases 1 to 3264 code for a protein of 1087 amino acids. NCBI's taxonomy places the organism in Eukaryota, Fungi, Ascomycota, Eurotiomycetes, Chaetothyriales, Herpotrichiellaceae.